Messenger RNA from Coffea eugenioides, 1559 nucleotides. RefSeq names its product receptor-like protein EIX2. The record is from RefSeq and is a predicted model, not a curated record. Gene Ontology annotation, molecular function: protein binding. The transcript is spliced from 3 exons. The coding region runs from base 1 to 1371 and encodes 456 amino acids. NCBI's taxonomy places the organism in Eukaryota, Viridiplantae, Streptophyta, Magnoliopsida, Gentianales, Rubiaceae.
AUGUACAAUGCGAGCAUUUCAGAUGCCAUACCCAGCUGGUUCGGAGUGCUUUCUAAUGAUACUGGUGGCAUAAUUCUCUCCGGUAACAAAUUGGAGGGAUCUCUCAACUCAUUUAUUUCAGUGGCUGAUGUUGAUAAAAAGGUUGUACAAAUGUGGUAUCUCCUCCUCAAUCACAACCAUUUCACUGGUAGUAUCCCGGAAGACUUGUGCAAGUUGAAAACUUUAAUUUAUUUAGAUCUGUCCAACAACCAUUUGUCUGGAAGAAUUCCUUUAUGCUUGGGAAACUUGCGAUAUUUGAGGAUCCUACAUUUGGGAAGUAACAGCCUAUAUGGUCAGAUCCCAGGUUCACUGGGCAACUUGGGAGAACUUAUUAGUCUGCAAUUGAGUAAAAAUAGGUUUGAUGGGAAGCUCCCUCCUUCAAUGCAGAAUCUGAAAAGAUUGCGGUUCCUGGAUCUGGGAGAAAAUAGAAUAGCGGAUACUAUACCAGCGUGGAUUGGGGAAAGGUCAUCACACUUGGAGUUUCUGACACUUCAGUCGAAUAAUUUCCACGGAGGUAUCUCUAAUACACUCUGCCAACUCCCAUAUCUUCAAGUGCUCAACCUGGAACAUAAUGAUUUAUCUGGAUCUAUUCCUCACUGCUUUAAAAACUUCACCGCGAUGGAAUCAACUGAACCAGGAACAUUUCCGUACUCAAACAAUUCUUUUGUUGAUCCCGUACUGCGAAACUUUAAGGCAGGAAUAGAGCUUGAGUACUCAAAAACCAUAGAUUCUGUUAAAUCCAUUAGCCUCUCAGGAAAUAAUUUGGUCGGUGAAAUCCCUGAUGAGAUAAUGGGUCUCGUUGGGUUGCAAACUUUGAACCUUUCAAAAAACCAUCUAAAUGGAAGGAUCCCCAAGAACAUUGGCAAUUUGAAGCAACUUGAAACACUUGAUUUAUCGAUGAAUGAACUCAGAGGUGAAAUCCCUCCAAGCUUGUCGAGUAUAUACUCAUUGAGCUCUCUGAAUUUGUCAUACAAUAAGCUAUCAGGGCCGAUACCAUCUGGAAAUCAACUUCAGACCUUGAAUGAUCCAUCCAUCUAUGAGGGAAACAUUGGACUCUGUGGGAAGCCACUCCUGAACAGCUGCCCUGCAGGCGAAUCGCCAACAGAAAAUGGGCCUGUUCUCGACGAUAAAGGUCACAGCGAGUCUGAUUUCUCAUGGUUUUAUGCCGGUUUUGGACCUGGAUUCAGUGUUGGUGUAGUGGGAGUUGUGGGAAUCCUUCAAUUCAAGCAGUCAUGGCGCUAUGCAUUAUUCAAAUGUGUGGAAAAUGCCUAUGACAGAAUUUGGGUUAUGAUCGGAUUGAAGACUUCUCGUCUACGGAGGAAUUUCCAUUGAGCCUAUAACCAUUCAAGCUGCUAUGGAUCUGGUUUUAGAAUGGAGACUUUCUUCUAGGUGCUUUGAGAAGGAAGAUUACUAGUUUUAUUCUGAGUAUGGUAACUCCAGAUGUAAAUGUAAUACAAGGAUUAGUCAUCUCCUCCUGUAAUCUCCGAGUCCUACCUCAAUAAGAACGUUUAUAUUUUCCA